Molecule: messenger RNA, 312 nt
Organism: Bipolaris victoriae FI3
Lineage: Eukaryota; Fungi; Ascomycota; Dothideomycetes; Pleosporales; Pleosporaceae
Exons: 1
Coding region: 1-312 (103 amino acids)
Source: RefSeq, a predicted model, not a curated record
AUGCAACGAUGUAACAAAUCCCCAAUGCAGGACCAUACAAGAGAAGAAUCUCAGCUGAGCCGCACUCGCACGGCCCGCAACAUUCUCAGGGUCGGUAGUAAUGCCGCAAUACCACGCAACUUGUCCAUACCCUCGGAGAAUUCCCCCAGUGAUAAGCGGCGGGGCCUAGUUAUCCCUUGCCAACCUCGCUCCCGUCGCAGCCUUCCUAGCGGUGGAAUUGCAACAAGUGGGACAUGGGUGGCACUACAAGAGCGGAAAAAGAGUUUAAGUAAAAAAAGCUUAGCACACUCGCUGGGUGCGUUUCAGACCUAG